This is a messenger RNA of Periophthalmus magnuspinnatus, 3991 nucleotides long. RefSeq names its product trans-2,3-enoyl-CoA reductase b (gene tecrb). The record is from RefSeq and is a predicted model, not a curated record. Bases 2624 to 3667 code for a protein of 347 amino acids. Lineage: Eukaryota; Metazoa; Chordata; Actinopteri; Gobiiformes; Gobiidae. The transcript has 11 exons. Gene Ontology annotation, molecular function: oxidoreductase activity, acting on the CH-CH group of donors. Gene Ontology annotation, biological process: very long-chain fatty acid biosynthetic process.
AUGGCGCUUGGAUACUACCCCGUCGAUUGGAGCCUGCCCUGUCUCUCAAUAUCCUAUUAAGGAAGAGGCUCCCGUCUGCCAAGAUGAAGCACUACGAGGUAAGUACUGUCCAUGAAACUCUAAACCCUCAAUGGGACGCAAUGUGAGGGCCACUGUUUAAAUUUUAUUCACAUGUGUGUACAUUUAAUGACGAAAUGACGGGGCCAGGCAGCCAAGACUGGACGUGUGUGCAGCAGCCCCGCCGCUCAGGACCCCGGCUGCUCUCUGCAGCUGAGCUUAUGGCCGUAUAUUCCAACGUCCACAUUAAUCUCCAUUAUUUCUUAAAGUAUUAUUCAAGUCCCGAAAGUUGCUGUGCAUGAUUGUCUAUGAGCAGGUCGUUUACCCAUUGUAAUCUCAUUGCUGUGCGUGAAUUUUGAGAGGAUUUGUCGACGACACCGAUGACAAAGGCCAUGUCUGAGCCUCAUGGUUUAUCUAGAUUUUACCCCGUGAACGAGGUGAACAGUGCCAGUGUAAAUGACACGUAUCAUAGGCUCAUCUUUUUUUUUUUUUAUUAUCUCUUUUUAAUAUAAAAACCAAAUGCAUACGUUUAGUUUGUUAUUUUAUUUAAUUUAAAUUCUGAUCUUAAGUGCAGUUUUGUGCUUUUGCUUGAAAGUUUUGAAAGCCACCGGACAGGAUAUGAACCCACCACACAUGCAGCGCCUUCUGGUAUCUGUCAAGACAACAAAACAAAUGCAUGCACACCAAAAUCUGAUUAUUGUCUGAUUUAUGGACAUUUAAGAUUAUUUACAUGUCCACAAAAUCUGAUGUGAGUAGUCAGAGGAACCAUUAUCAGAAGGAAAUGACACGCAUUUACUGUUUGCAUGUCAUUUUAAUAGUCUCCAAAAAUCUGAUAUUAAUCACAUUUAGAAUGUGCAUGUAAUCGCAGCCACUGUGCCAUGUUUCAGACCAAGUUUAAGUUAAAUAUUUAAAAACACCUAUAUUUGUCUUAAUCAAUUGAAAAUUGAAUUAUCACAUUGAAAUAUUUAUAGUACGUUAACUGUUAAGGAAAAUAUUUAGCAAAGAUUGCAGAAACUGUUAUUACCAGUAAUCUUAGCAUUCACUAUUGACCAUGCUAACUCCUAGUACAUUCAUUAAAAUAUAAUCAUGUUCACUAAAACACAGAUGACUGACAUACCCAAAAUGAAUCUGCAUUUGGUCAGGUCCCGUCUCCUUCUGCACGGAGAGACUGGGAUACAGAAAGACACUGCCAGAUUUGCUCUUUUUAUAGCGCCACAGGGGAGGUAAACAUGGUCAGUAUGCCUUCCUGGCACAGGGCGCCCACACAACAUUAUUUGCUAUAAUAAGCAGGGGUCAAGUGUCACUGCAUGGUACCUACCCUGGGGAAUAAAGGGAAAAGUUGAUUAAUAUUUCUAUAGCACAAUUUUUAUGUUUAAAACGUUUGUACAAUCUAUGGAACCACUGUAAUGUUAGAUUCCUCCCUUUAUGUGUUUAUUUAUUAAUUCUUCUAAUUGUUUUUCUUCAUUUAAGUUUUAUUUUGUACAAUAAAUUGUAAUCUAAGUUUUGCCAUAAUUGAAUUAAUGCAUUUAUUUUCUGGUCAAAAUAAUCAAGUCAGGUCUUUUUUGUGUUUUUUUUUUUUUUCUUACAUUAUUUUCUUCAAGGUUAUUACAUGUCAUUCCAUUAUUGUUCAUGCAUCCGCAUGCAUAAUAAUAAUGAUUAUUUUUUGACUGUAUAUUUUUACAAAAGAUUUCAAAAUGAGUGUAAUCUAUGGGACUCAUUAUUGUUAGUGCAUGGAGGUUUUCCAUUGCCUUAAAUGCAUUAAAUCCUAUUACUACCACCCCCUCUCGUCUUACCACUUGUGACCACAUGUCUUUCAUUCACUGUGGAAACUGUACCCCUCUUGGCCAGUCAUUAACCGGGAGGGAACCACCAAGGGAAAUGCCCCAGAUAAGCCCUAAGUGUAAUAUCAACCCCGAAGACAACCCUUGUAUAGGUCUCCCAAAAUCUGAGCCUUUACAACUGGUGUAAAUUCUAUAAUUGUCACCUGCAGGUCUGUUUAAGAUGAGAGUCCAUGUUUCAGUGAAGUGUUAGUCUUUGAUGGUUAAUGCAAAGUUGGCAGUAGUUUUUUACAAUUAUUUGAAGUGCAAAGAUAGGAGUGAUAUCAUAAUAUAUGCCUCUUCCCACUUGGCCACAGCUGAGAUGUCAGAGGUUGUCAGGAGUUCUUUAGCUAGGAGUCACUUUUCAAAACCAACAGGGUGGAGUCGGAAACAUGCCCCCCAAUGUACCUAAUGGACAAAAUGCAAAUGAUCGGCUGUAGACAGUUGGACAUGGGGGCUUGGGCCAUUCCUGUAGACGCAACUGUGCACACAUGUGGCAUAUGUCUACGCUCCAGGGGUCGGCUGCAGUUAAAUAAAGCAGUGUGGAGGAAUGAGUGAGGGAGGGAGAGUGAGAGAUCGACAGACAGUAGGAGGAGGGAGGGCCGGCAGAUUUAUGUCCACAGCUGAGUGUACACCCACUCCUAAAACGUGGCUCUGUAGCAGACAUCCGAGAGGAGGACAGUGACGAUUGAACCGAGGGAAAAGUGAGGACAAGAAGGGCCUAAGAGGGGCAGGGGAGGACUGAGGAUAUGGAUGCUCUAGCACUAGAAGCCAGUGGGAAAAAGUUACCCAAUGGGGCGUCCCUGGUGCCCCCAACACCAACCACACCUGUCAAACGCAAACCUGCCAAAAAAACUAAAAAGGCUGUUGUUUUCUUUGAGGUGGAGAUUCUUGAUGCUAAGACUAAGGACAAGCUCUGCUUCCUGGAUAAGGUGGAGCCAAAUGCCACUAUUGGGGAGAUCAAGUCUAUGUUCCACAAGAGUCAUCCUCAGUUUUAUCCUGCCAGACAGUCAAUUCGCCUUGACCCUAAGGGGAAGUCUCUGAAGGAUGAGGAUGUCCUGCAACAUUUGCCUGUGGGAACAACAGCCACGUUCUACUUCAGAGACCUGGGGGCUCAGAUCAGCUGGGUCACAGUCUUCCUGACAGAGUACACUGGUCCACUUGUCAUUUAUCUCAUGUUCUACUUCAGAGUCCCCUUUAUUUACGCCCCUAAAUAUGACUUCACUACCAGUAAACACUGGGUUGUACACCUGGCCUGUAUGUGUCACUCUUUCCACUACGUCAAAAGACUGCUUGAAACCCUAUUUGUCCACCGCUUUUCUCAUGGCACCAUGCCACUGCGCAAUAUUUUUAAAAACUGUACAUAUUAUUGGGGCUUUGCAGCAUGGAUGGCCUACUACAUCAAUCACCCAUUGUACACACCACCCAUCUAUGGGGAGCAGCAGAUAAGAUUGGCCCUCAUUGUGUUCUUGUUCUGUCAGAUUGGCAACUUCUCCAUCCACAUUGCCUUGAGGAACCUUCGUCCACCAGGCUCAAAGACCAGGAAGAUUCCCUAUCCCACUAAAAAUCCAUUCACGUGGAUAUUUCUCUUGGUCUCUUGCCCUAACUACACUUAUGAGCUGGGCUCCUGGCUUGGCUUCACACUGAUGACACAGUGCUUGCCCGUGGCGUUCUUCACUCUGGUGGGCUUCAUCCAGAUGACUGUGUGGGCCAAAGGGAAACACAGGAGCUAUCUGAAGGAGUUUCGAGACUACCCGCCUCUCCGCUCGCCCAUUUUGCCCUUUGUUCUGUAGAAGAUGACUUCAGUGCUUCUUGUUUUGUCCUUAAGCUUGUAAUAUUCAGCUCAUGCUUAGCUUCACUUUUUUUGCAUUUACACUGGAAUAAUUCUACCCCCUUUCACUUACUAAUAAUUUAAAUGUGCAAAUAUUGUUCUGCUCAGUAUGGAUCGAUUUCUUAAGUUUUUGCAUAAAACCAGACAACAAAAUACAAAUACCGUCUUUGCUGUUAAAGUAUCUCUACUGCUUAAAAAGCUCUGUCCCAAUAUACAGUUUACAACAAUCUACCUUUAAUUUUGUUGAUUUUUGAUGUAAUUUAUUAAUAAUAAAAGUAAAAACGCA